Messenger RNA from Xyrichtys novacula (pearly razorfish), 624 nucleotides. The record is from the annotation of a GenBank genome assembly. Lineage: Eukaryota; Metazoa; Chordata; Actinopteri; Labriformes; Labridae.
AUGAAGGGGCUUCUGCUCCUAUGUCUGCUCCUCCUGGUUGGAGGUCAAAGGUCAUUGGCAUGCCCUCACCCUUGCACCUGUGAUGACAAACAGGUGAACUGCAGCGGCAAGUCUCUCACCUCUGCUUCACUGCCUACACAUUUCCCUGAUGGUAUUACCGAGCUCCACCUCCACAACAACCAUCUCACCCACCUCCCUAACGGGAUCCUGGAUAGUCAGACCUCGCUGCGCUCCAUCUCCCUUCAUGGUAACUCCUGGGUGUGCGACUGUGGUAUCCUGUACCUGCGGGCCUGGCUGCUGCGCCAGCCUGCCAGCGUCACGUCACACCUGUCUGUCUCCUGCAGCUCUCCUCCAAGCCUGAGAGGGCGGCAGGUGGUGUCUUUGUCUGAGCAGGAGAUCCUGGAGUCCUGUCACUACUGGUACUGUGACCUGGCUCUGACCUCGCAGGUGUGUCUGUUUGUGUUUGUGGUGGUGCAGGCUGCUCUGUUGGUGGCUCUGCUUGUGUUCCUAAGGAAGUUUGAGAGGCUCUUCAAAGAGGCGAGGAGGACGACGGAGGAGAGCUUUACAGCGGGGGAGAGUCAGAAGGAGAACGACUACACAACUUUAAGGGACAGCGACAUCUGA